AUGCUGCCAACCGAGGAAAAGCUGCGGCUGGUGAUGCGCCGGCAGACGUUGUCAGAAGGCGAGACGCCGGCAGACUUUGAGAAGUUGCUCUCAGAAAAGGAAAAACCAAACAUCACAUGGCUCACCACGCCAACCGGAAAACCUCAUGUGUGCUACAUCGUCCCUCUUGCCAAGCUGGUCGAUUUCCUCAGGGCGGGACUUGACGUAAAAAUCCUCAUCCUCGACGUGUACGGCUUCCUGGUGAACUACAAGCACCCCAUGGAGCUGGUCGCGCAUCGGGCGGAGUACUACCGCCGGCUCGUGACCGCCGUCCUCCAGAGUCUUGGAGUGCCGCCGGGCCAAGUCGAGUUCAUCGACGAGUCCAGCUACGUGUACAGCAAGAAGUUCAUGGUGGACAUGCAGAAGCUUGCGGCGUUAAUGACGCAGCAGGAUGCGCGCGAUACGUGCGAGGAGAUCUCCGAGACGACGAUGCUCAGUCCCAUGCUCUGCUGCAUCCACCAGUCGCUUUCGGAAGAGUACGUGGGCAUGGACAUCCAGUUCGGGGGCUUGGAUCAAACCGGCCUUUUCGAGCACGCCAGGAAGUUCAUACCGCAGCUCGACUACAGGCAGAGGCUGCACGCCAUGAAUCCCAUCGUGGCGGGCCUCGAUGGCCUCAAGAUGUCUUCCUCCAAGCCUGCAGACACGAAGAUCAUGUUCCUCGAUGAUCCAGACACUGUACGCCGCAAGGUGCAGAAUGCCGCCUGCCAGCCUCGUGAGGUGGCCGGAAAUGGCGUUAUGGAGCUGCUCAAGCACGUUCUCAUGCCGAUUGGCGAGAUGCAGCUCGAGCGGGAACGCGGACAGACGGGCUUCAACGACGUGGAGAGGACACAGGGCAGCGGGCGCCAGUUCGUCUCGGACGGUGCUCCGGACGAUGCCGUCUUUUCCGUCGUCGGCCCGGAGGAGAAAGUGAUGCACUUUACAUCUUAUGAGGAAGUCGAAAAGGCCUACGUCGGCGGCACUGUCGAUCCUCAGCCACUGAAGCGUGCAGUGGCUGAGGCUUUCAAUAGCGUGCUGGCACCGAUCCUCAAGAUUUAUCAGGAGAGCAAGGAGUGGCAAGAGGUCGAUCGUCUGGCUUACCCGGAUGAGUGGCAGGAGGUCAAGGGUGCGGCUUUAUGA
Diplodia corticola is the source of this 1155-nucleotide messenger RNA. Its product is annotated as tyrosyl-trna synthetase. The record is from RefSeq and is a predicted model, not a curated record. Gene Ontology annotation, molecular function: ATP binding; tyrosine-tRNA ligase activity. The transcript is spliced from 5 exons. Gene Ontology annotation, biological process: tyrosyl-tRNA aminoacylation. Bases 1 to 1155 code for a protein of 384 amino acids. Lineage: Eukaryota; Fungi; Ascomycota; Dothideomycetes; Botryosphaeriales; Botryosphaeriaceae.